Molecule: messenger RNA, 1889 nt
Organism: Cuculus canorus (common cuckoo)
Lineage: Eukaryota; Metazoa; Chordata; Aves; Cuculiformes; Cuculidae
Gene: WIPI1
Product: WD repeat domain, phosphoinositide interacting 1
Exons: 13
Coding region: 55-1389 (444 amino acids)
Biological process (GO): protein lipidation; autophagy of mitochondrion; nucleophagy
Cellular component (GO): cytosol; extrinsic component of membrane; phagophore assembly site membrane
Molecular function (GO): protein binding; phosphatidylinositol-3-phosphate binding; phosphatidylinositol-3,5-bisphosphate binding
Source: RefSeq, a predicted model, not a curated record
UCCCCUCCCCGGCCGCCGCCAGCGCCGCGGAGCCGGGGCCGCCGCGCCCGCUCCAUGGAGGCCGCGGCCGGGGCCUCGGCGGGGCCGGCAGCGCUCACCUGCUUCUCCUACAACCAGGACUGCACCUCCCUGGCAAUUGGAACCACAACUGGAUACAGGCUUUUUUCCUUAAGUUCUGUGGAGCAACUGGACCAAGUCCACGAAAGCAAUGAAAUCCCAGAUGUUUACAUCGUGGAGCGUCUGUUCUCCAGCAGCCUUGUGGUUGUGGUCAGCCAUGCCAAGCCACAGCAAAUGAAUGUCUACCACUUCAAGAAAGGGACAGAGAUCUGCAACUAUAGCUAUUCCAGUAAAAUACUCUCCAUCCGGCUGAAUCGUCAGAGGCUGGUUGUUUGCCUGGAGGAGUCAAUUUAUAUCCAUAACAUUAAGGACAUGAAGCUUUUGAAGACUAUUCUGGAUACGCCUCCAAAUACAACAGGUCUGUGCGCUCUCUCGAUCAACCACGCCAACUCCUACUUGGCUUAUCCCGGCAGUGCAACCAGCGGAGAGAUCGCGCUUUACGACGGAAAUACUUUGAAAACAGCUUGCACGAUUCCUGCCCACGAUGGGCCCCUGGCUGCUCUCACCUUCAACUCUACUGGCUCGAAGCUGGCAAGCGCUUCCGAAAAAGGCACGGUCAUUCGUGUAUUUUCCAUUCCUGGUGGGCAGAAGCUCUAUGAAUUCCGUCGAGGGAUGAAAAGGUAUGUGAACAUCAGCUCUCUGGUAUUCAGCAUGGAUUCUCAGUUCCUCUGUGCUUCCAGCAACACGGAGACCGUGCACAUCUUUAAACUGGAGCAUCUCACUGACAGCCGGCCAGAAGAACCUCCAACCUGGAGCGGUUACAUGGGAAAGAUGUUCCAGGCUGCGACCAACUACCUCCCUGCUCAGGUAUCAGGCAUGAUGAACCAGGAUCGAGCUUUUGCCACUGUCCGCCUAAACGUCUCCGGACAAAGGAACAUCUGUGCCCUCUCCACGAUUCAGAAGCUGCCUCGACUGUUGGUGACUACGUCAGAUGGAUAUCUGUAUAUCUAUAACUUGGACCCACAAGAUGGAGGGGAGUGUGUCUUAAUUAAGAAGCACAGUCUACUUGGCUCAGGAAAGAUGGAGGAGAACAAAGAAAAUGACCUUCAGCCUCCAUUACCUCAAUCUUAUGCAGCAACUGUAGCCAGACAAAGUACAGUGCCUUCAACUUCGACCAUGCCAGGUUAUUCGGAGGACGGUGGUGCCCUGCGUGGAGAGGUUAUCCCAGAGCACGAGUUUGCAACUGGACCAGUGUGUCUUGAUGACGAGACUGAGUUUCCUCCUAUAAUCUUGUGCCGUGGAGGUCAGCCGGGCAAAGCGAAGAGGUCAUGAUGAGGAGCAAACAUCCGCGCUUAGGCCAGCUGCUGGGAAGUGCUUUGGAAAAGCCAGGAAUUUCGAAGAACAGCUUUGUGAGUCCCCAAGAUGAGAAAAAAAUAUAAAAAUCCAAGGUGGGCCACUGCUUUUUCCUCCUGUUUAAGUGAAUACCUGGCCCUGUUAGCCCUUUGUUCUAAUUCGUGUCUGGGUGGGGUGUCAAUGUACUGUAUGCACAUCACUAUAUUUAACAAACACUAUUAGAACCACAAUGUAAAUGCUGAUUUCAUCAGAUUUGUACGUAACCAGAAUUUUAUAUACCCCUUUGUCCCUUUUCUAAUUUAUGCUGGUUUAUGUGUAUAAAUGUACUUAUAGGAAGAUAUAUUAAACUUAUGUCUUUGUACAGUAUAUACAUACUAUUUUACCCAGGCAAAAUAUUUUUGCAGCGAUAUUAGAGAAGAUGCCAUGUGCUAAGUUUAAAUACAGAAUAAAGUCACGGUCUGUCCCUGGCAGCUCGCUGC